GAUUUGCAAAUUUGGCCCCAAAAAGCGGCUUGCCGGUUCGCAUGCAUUGUCAGCAUCUAGCUGAGUGACCACUGCGACCGUACGCUGCGCUGGAAAGCGUUCUGCGGCAAUACUCAGCGAGUGCUCUCUCAAACUAAGGAGCAUGGUUGAUGCCGUGAAGCUGCUGCGGCAAGCGCGCCGUCGGAGUUCUGCGGCAGCGACUCCGUCACCAGUCACGCCAUCGAUGCGACCAAUAGAGUCGCCAACGCUCUGGCUGCGGCCAUUCCCGCUGGACGGUGGCGACGAGCUGCGCAUCUGGGAGGACCCGCGCGGCACGCUCGCCGGCGGCAACGGUGCCACAUGCUGGGACUCUGCGCUGGCGUUCGCCGAAGCGGUCUGCAGCCGCGGCGACGACUCGCUCGCCGCCACGACCGACUGGCGCGGCCUCCGCGUGCUGGAGCUGGGCAGCGGCUGCGGGCUCGUCGCACUCGCGCUCGCGUGUCGAGGCGCGCACGUCGUCGCCACGGAGCGCGCCAUCGCGCUGCCCCUGCUCGCAAAGAAUGUAGAGGCGAACGCGGCGAUUGUCAAAAAGAGUGGGGGGACGAUCGAGUCGGCGGCGUUAGAUUGGACCGCGCCCGAUCCCCGAGUGCUCGGUCGCGGGUACGACGCGAUCGUCGGCGCGGACCUGUGCUUCGCGGCGAACGCGGAAGGCGCCGCCGCGCUGGCGCGGGUCGUCGGCGACGUCCUGGGGCGCGGCACGCCGUUCGGAAUUCUGGCGCAGGAGAUCCGCGAAAGGGACGAGACGCCCGCAACGUUCCUCGCGGACUUGCGGCGAGGCGGCAUGCGGACGCACGAGCGAGCCGUAAAUGGCGCGUCCGACGUCCUCUACUACGAAUUAUUGCCUCGCCCGUCGCUGCCGCACGAGGCGCUCCCGGCGGUCCUGCCCUUCUUGCCGGCCGAGGCGUUGGCGGCGUGUAGUGCGGUCGCGAAGGAGUGGGUCGCGCCCGACGCGCUCUGGAAGGACCGGGUCACCCGCGAGUUUGGGUGUGUAGUGGCUAGCGGGCCCUGGCGGCGACGCUACCUCGACUUGCGGGAGAGCCAGCUGCUCGAGGAGGCGGGGACUUAUGCGGGCUUGUGCUAAG
Pelagomonas calceolata is the source of this 1121-nucleotide messenger RNA. The record is from the annotation of a GenBank genome assembly. Lineage: Eukaryota; Pelagophyceae; Pelagomonadales; Pelagomonadaceae.